Messenger RNA from Oryza sativa Japonica Group (Japanese rice), 3086 nucleotides. RefSeq lists its product as uncharacterized. NCBI's taxonomy places the organism in Eukaryota, Viridiplantae, Streptophyta, Magnoliopsida, Poales, Poaceae. The record is from RefSeq and is a predicted model, not a curated record.
CAGGAAAAGGAACAGAACAGAGAUCAAACAGGCAUCGGCGGCUUCGGCGGCGGCGGCGACUUGGUUUAGGCUGAACCUUGUCGAUCUUCAUCUCUUCCUCUACUACCUCUCUUGCUACUAUCUCUACUGCAGCUACUAGGGCAAUCCAGUCUCUCUAUUAGCUUGUAUCCCUAUUCUUAUUCUACCUUGUUCUAGUCAAACACUUCCAAGUUGUAUUGAGAAGUACCGUUGUUUGAUUCUAGUGAAGAAGGUUGCUAACAAUCUGGUAUCAGAGCUACUCGGUUCGUGGGAUUUCUCAUCAUGGAGGUCUUAGGAAGGCAGCGGUGCAAGGUGGAGGAAGAAUUGGGCAAGGGGGGUGUUCAAGAAUCUAGCACACACAACCUGUUCGACAGAAUGCCAAGCCAACAUAAGGUGUUCAAGGAUGAUGAAAGGAUAGCAGAGCCCGUUCCCAUCAAGUCCACCAUGAACAAGGAGGGAAUAUCCAUGGACGAAGCUUUAGAUCGGAUUCUUGAGAGGUUUGAGUUGAUGGAGGCCAACCGUAGACAAGAGGAGAAGUUCAAUCAAAUACUAUAGAAGUUGGAGGAGGUAGAGGCUCGUAGGAGCAAGGCUGCCGAGGAGACAAUUGCAGCCAUCAGGGCAACCACCGCUGUCCUCAAGGCUAAAUCACCUACAGCACCCAUGGCACCACCUACUCCAGCGCCUACCAAGUGUUUGACUGAAUGCCCCAACAACAACCUCACUUGGGCGACGGCGAGUUCAAGUCACAUUACUGAGGAUACUGCUCCAACAGCUGCCUGGGAGCUAGGAAACAACAAGCACAAGGGCCACGCCUCAUGCGUCGUCACCAAGGACUCACCCGAGGUCACACCCACCAUGUGUUCAACGAAAUGCUCCGGUCCUACCGUCGAGCCUGAUCUCACUGUGGCUGCAGUGGUUACGUCCGCCACCACUGUCGUGGCCUCUAUGGAGUUGGUAGCUGCUGGGAACGCAAUCGGUGCCACUUACAUCAACAAUCUUGACCACCCCAAGGUGACGCAUGCUAAGUGUUCGAUGUCUGGCUCCGGCGUCAAACGGGGCACUGAACAAGUUGUGCUUGCAUUCCCACUCAUGGCUAGCCCUGUGGAGUUCACGACAUCAUUGGUGGAACCAUCUCCACCCACGGGGCUGAAGCUUGGUGCUGCCAUCUGCGUGGGAGAUCAGGUGCCUAUGAAGUGUUCGAUGAAAUGUACUGAGAGUGACAACAAGCCACUGAUGGAACACCCCAAGAGAAACCCAUGGCCACCUGCUUGGUUAGGAUGGAAGAAGUGGUAUGUGUCCUGGACUGUAGUCAAUUAUUCUGAUAUGAGAUUUUAUUUCAUUCCACCGUGGCCACCGCCACUUAAAGUAGGUUGGCUUGCAUUGGUAUUUUCUAAAUUUGGAGCAGCUCAUACUGACAUGAUGGAUAUAAUGUUGCAUUGGACUGAUAUGAAACCAUGGCCUCCACCAAAUCAAAAUUUGAGAAGUAUCAUGGUGCAUCUAUUUGCUUGGAAGCAUUGGAAAGUUAGUGUAGAAGUGAGUCUCUUUGCUUGGAACACUAAACAAUACAUGAAUAGUGUGCUACUUAUUACAGUUGGCACCAAAUGGUUGAUUCACUCUGCAGUCAAGGACUGUUUUCUCCAAGGCAAGCCAUUCAAACUUGUGGACCCAUUGGAACUCAUGCAAGUAAUUUUUGUGCUAUUAGUGCGGGAUCCAGAUGUUGAGAUGUUUCAGAUUGGCAGCUACUCUCUACAACCAGAAAAUUAUCAAUUAACUAACUACUUGGUGGCAAGACUAUUGAAGCAAGGUAAUCUGAAAAAGGUACUCGAUGGUGUGGAUCAUAGCAAAAACAUUAAGAAGAGUGAUGUUGAUGUUGGCGAGGACAAUCCUGGUAAUAUUAGUACUGCAGCAAAAAUGUUCAUUGAUGGUCUUGGUAUCAAGGAAGAUUCAGACAUGCUAUGUCCAUCAGCCCAGUACAUUGAUAAUUGGUCUACUAAGCUGCUGGAUGAGAUAAGAAACGGGUGCAAUAUAUAUCUGUUAGUAGCACUAAUAGAUGAUGAGCUUAAUCCAUGGUGUUUCCUCAUAGAUAAGAUAUGGUAUGAUAUUUUGGUGCUUCUAUUUUUUACUGGGGCUACAUGGAAGGUUGAAAGCUAUGCACUUCCAAUUAAAGAUGUUAUCCAUAUGGUUGUUUAUUUUGUGCAACCUUUGCAAGGUAUUCUGCUCCAAACAAGGCAAGGAAAAAUAGAGAAUCCUGUCAUUUUGGACAUAACUUCAGCAACUCAAACUGUCAAGUUUUUGCUCUGUUACAAGUCAACUAUUAAGAUCUACCCAAGUUGUUCUUCCAUGGUACAAAUUUCUGCCAGUAAAUUCAGAGCUUGUGGGAAGGAGAACAUAUGCUACAUGCUUCUAUUGCUUGUAUUGAAUAUUGGUGACUGCACUUUUCUGAGGUCCACUUCCUAUAUGCUACAUGCUUCUAUUGCUUGUGCUGAAUAUUGGUGCCUGCACUUCUCUGAGGUUGUCCAACAUGCAAUUUGUAUUGGAUGGAUUAUCAAUUGGGCUAUUCUUUUUUGGAUGGAGCAAGCUGUAUGUUCACCAAGGAUUAUUUUGCAAAUGCCAUGGGAUCCAGGUGGUGGUAAACUUUUCAUAGCUUCAGGCUGCCGGCUUGGGGACAAGCCGGAUUCAAAGGAAGGGGUAUUGUUAGGAAUUGGGCCGGCUGCACUACGACCCAACACAGUGAGUAGCCCAAUCCUUGGCCCAAGCAAGCCCAACAGAGAGCUAGAAAGGAAGGGAUGCUGCACUCUCAGGAAAAGGAAUAGAACAGAGAUCAAACAUGCAUCGGCGGCUUCGGCCACGACGGCGGCGGCGGCGACUUGGUUCAGGCUGAACCUUGUCGAUCUUCCUCUCUUCCUCUACUACCUCUCUUGCUACUAUCUCUACUGCAGCUACUAGGGCAAUCCAGUCUCUCUAUUAGCUUGUAUCCCUAUUAUUAUUCUACCUUGCUCUAGUCAAACACUUCCAAGUUGUAUUGAGAACUACCGUUGUUUGAUUCUAGUGAAGAAGGUUGCUAACAA